Molecule: messenger RNA, 3622 nt
Organism: Nyctereutes procyonoides (raccoon dog)
Lineage: Eukaryota; Metazoa; Chordata; Mammalia; Carnivora; Canidae
Gene: IFIT2
Product: interferon induced protein with tetratricopeptide repeats 2
Exons: 2
Coding region: 141-1547 (468 amino acids)
Biological process (GO): defense response to virus
Cellular component (GO): cytosol
Molecular function (GO): protein binding
Source: RefSeq, a predicted model, not a curated record
CAAGGAAGAGGCGCCAGGAAGUGCUUGCAUAUAUACAGGUCUCCUUAGCGUCUUUCUCAGAGGCAGAGGAGGGAGACUUCUGAAGAGCACGGUAGCCAGAGCCACAGCCUUCCAGCACCGCUAAGAAGCACUCCACAAUCAUGAGCGAGAGCACCAGGAAGGCCUUAGAGAGCUGCCUAUGGCAACUGAAAUGCCAUUUCACCUGGACCUUGGUGGAUGGAGAAAAGUCCCUGGAUGAUUUUGAAGACAAGGUGUGCGAUGUAACUGAAUUCCAGAACAAUGAGUUCAAAGCCACAGUCUUCAACAUACUGGCCUACAUAAAACACCGCAGAGGCCACAACAAGGCAGCCCUGGAAUGCCUCCAGCAGGCAGAGGAGCUGAUCCAGCGGGAGCACUCUGAUCAAGCAGAGAUCCGGAGUCUGGUCACCUGGGGUAACUAUGCCUGGGUCUACUAUCACCUGGGCAGAUUUGCAGAUGCUCAGAUUUACGUGGACAAGGUAAGACGAGUAUGUGAGAAGUCUCACAGCCCCUACAGCUUAGAGAGCCCUGAACUAGACUUCCAGGAGGGGUGGGCCCGGUUACAGUGUGGCAGGCAGCACAACGAGAGGGCCAAGGUGUGCUUUGAGAAGGCUCUGGAAAGGAAUCCCAAGAACCCAGAAUUCAUCUCUGGACUAGCCAUUGCGAGCUACCGGUUGGAGACCUGGCCACUGCCUCAGAAUCCCAUCAACCCUCUGAGGUGGGCCAUUCGGCUGAAUCCUGACAACCAAUAUGUGAAAGUCCUUUUGGCUCUGAAACUUCAAAAGAUGAAGGAAGAAGGGGAAGGGGAGAGUCUUAUUGAGGAAGUGCUGGAGGAAAACUCAUGUGCAACAGAUGUGCUUUGUGGAGCAGCAAAACUGUAUCAAAGAAAAGGAGCACUGGACAAAGCUGUCGAACUGCUAAAAAAGGCUCUAGAAGGCAUGCCAAACAAUGCCUACCUGCACUGGCAUAUUGGAUGCCUCUAUAGGACAAAAGUCCUCGACCUAUUGCAGGACAUAGGAAAGAAUGAAAUGUAUGGGAAGAGAGAGAAGUUAGAAGAAGCCAUGGGACAAGCUGUGUAUCAUUUAAAGAGAGUGGAUGAGGCCAGUGCAAACCUAUCCUGUGUCUGCUCCUAUCUGGCCUGCCUCUAUGCCCAAGCAGGUCAGUACGACAAAGCAGAGCACUACUUCCAAAAAGAAUUCAGCAAAGAGCUUUCUCCUGGAGCCAAACAAGUGCUCCAUCUGCGUUAUGGCAACUUCCAGCUGUAUGAAAUGAAAAACGAAGACAAGGCCAUCCAUCAUUUCAUACAGGGCAUGAAAAUAGACCAGAAAUCAAAGGAGAAAGAAAAGAUGAAAAAUAAGCUGCAAAAAAUUGCCUGUAUCAGACUUUCUAAAAACAGAACUGAUUCCGUGGCCUUGCACCUGUUGGCGUUUCUUCAGGAGCUGAAUGGAGAAAUGCAGCCAGCAGAGAACUCUGAGAGGCAUCUGGACUCUAGAAGCUUCAUCCCCCCAGCAUCUUUCGCUGAGGAAUGAGGAAUCAUGAUAAUGGUGCCCAUGGGAUGAUGGAGGGGAGGGAACAGAAACCCCUCCGCCAACUGGGUAUUCACGAUAUUUGACAAGUGGUACUGUGGGGUAGGCAUGGGCUGAGCUGCUGGCUAUGGGUCUAGACCAGGUUUGUGGAGGAAACUGCUGGGCCAAGUGUUAACAUAUGAAUUGCUCAGGGAGUUCUGACAGGGAGUAGAUUGGAUGGGGCAGGGCCCGGGGCUUGGUAAGGGGGCUACUUCCCAUUGACGUCUUGGGAGCAAUUUGCAUUAUGACAUUCCCUUAGUCAUCCUCCAUGGGGUGAUGCCCUGGGUUUGUCUCUAUGUUUAUAUAAAGCAGCCAGAUCCCUCACAUCUGUAACACUGUGGUCCAUUUUUGUAAUAUUUUUCCACCCUUGGAGUCAUUUUAGAUCUUGUACAGUUUGGCCCUGCAUAGACAGUAACGUGCUGUGUCCCUUCAAAGGCUGGAGGACCAAAGCCUCCAUAAAGCUAGGAAUCCCCUGUCCUUCACUUCUGCGUCCUCCCCAGACAGUCCUCAAUCUAGACUGUCCUAGAAAGCUUGAGUUCAAUUGUCCCAUUAUGUGAGAUGGGAACGUAGUUUGAAAAAAAGAGAGCAGAGAACAGGCUGAACUUAGAAGGAACAUAUCCAAGACAAGCAAUGGGGUUAGGCAAUCAGGGUUCAAGAGUUUCAGGAGGCACAUGGGUAGAUUUUGCCUCCAUCCUGCUCUCCCUAUGUUACAGCAAAUGAAUAAAAAGGGAGAUUCUGUACAACAUGCCAGAAAGUAAAAUAAUACAUUUAUUUAAAAUGUCUGGAAAAGGGAUCCCUGGGUGGCGCAGCGGUUUAGCGCCUGCCUUUGGCCCAGGGCGCGAUCCUGGAGACCCGGGAUCAAAUCCCACGUCGGGCUCCCGGUGCAUGGAGCCUCCUUCACCCUCUGCCUGUGUCUCUGCCUCUCUCUCUCUCUCUCUCACUGUGUGCCUAUCAUAAAUAAAUAAAAAUUUAAAAAAAUUUUAAAAAAAUAAAAUAAAAUGUCUGGAAAAAUAAAUGUCAUGCCAGUAGGGAUGGGGACUGAGUAGACAAAAGAGAGAAACAGAGAAGAAUGCUGGUUUGUUCUUAAAGACUGUAAAUCAUAUGGAGAAAAAUUUCACUUUCUUGGCCACUGUUAGGAAAAUUUCCUUGUAAGCUGAAGACUUGCUUUGCUCAAACAUGCUUGGCUGAGCCCAAGUCCAAGGUGAUAGGAAAGCAGCAGAACAGAAGACUCAUUUGGAUGCCAAGGACCUAGUGAAAGACCUUGUAAAGUGACAUCACUAAUGGAGAGUUUUCUCCCCCAAUUAGACGUGUUAUAUAUUAGGUGAUAACAAAACUUUUUGCCCUGAAAAUCUUCAAGGAAACCACAAAAUUCAUGGUUUGUUUGGGGUGAUUGGGGUUUUCUAGGUGAAUACUGAAUGGCCAAUGAUAUCAGUUUUAGUGUGAAUCAAAACAGAGCUGACCCAGCACAAACCCUCAGUCACCCUCUGGGUUGCAAAAUAUUUGCCUAUUCACAUUAUUUUAAAUUUAAAUAGUGAUUACCAGGAGCUGAGGGUUGGGAAAUAGGAGACAUGUCUUUUAAGGGUAAAAACUUACAAAUAAUAAAUAAGUCCUGAAGAUCUAAUGUAUAGUAGACAACAACGUUGUAUUAUAAUCAUCAUACUUGCUAAGUUAGGGCAAGAUCUUGAUUAUUCACACCACAGCAAAGAAAUGAUAAAUAUAUAACACAAUAGAGGUGAUAACUAUCACUACACUCAUAUUACAAUAUAUAAAUGUAUCAGAUGACCCUUAAAUUUGCGCAGUAUUAUAUGUAAAAUGUAUUUCAAUGAAAUUAAGUAUAUAUUAACAUUUUUAUUAAGCAGUUAAAACAUAUAAACUUUGGGAUUUUUUUAAAUUAAAAAUUCAACUACUGUAAUGGUUUUCAUGUUGUUUUCUGUAUUAAAAAUCAUGUUGUGUGCGCCGAGAUCACCAGUACGCAUAGUAUGGAUUCCUGAAAAAAUCUAUAGAUUUAAUUAAUAAAUAACUUAGAGGUGAUGGAACAU